Molecule: messenger RNA, 2106 nt
Organism: Oncorhynchus mykiss (rainbow trout)
Lineage: Eukaryota; Metazoa; Chordata; Actinopteri; Salmoniformes; Salmonidae
Product: SH2 domain-containing adapter protein F
Molecular function (GO): phosphotyrosine residue binding
Source: RefSeq, a predicted model, not a curated record
AUUAAUAUUGGAUGCCAACCGCCGUUAAACCCCACCGAAUAAUACUUUCUUGUAGCUAGCUAACGUUAACCCUUCUUAUUAUAGCUCAGUUAGAUAACCAUUUCGGACUAAAAUAGUCGAAUUAGUUAAGCUAGAUAGAAAUUGUAACGUUAGCCAACUAGCUAGCUAGCUUGCUAACUGAAAUAAUAUUCUACAAAAUGCAUUUAAUCUUUGUUUUAAACUGACUGACGUAGCGUAGUUAAUUUACGUUGGUGGCAGGCGAACUUUUUUUCAGCUCAAGCCGAGGGAAGUUAACAAGCUAACGUUAGCAAGCUACAAUGACAUUUCUGUGAAUUCAUUGGGGGUGGACACACAAUUAAAUACGUCAUUGGCUAACGGCCCCGAUUUCCAUCAAAACACCCAUGGCAAAGUGGUUAAAGGACUACCUGAACUUCGGCAGCCGUCGUGACGCCCCCCAGCUUCCGCAUCCUGACAACACAGAGAGUGAGAUCCUGAGGGCCUACAGAGCCCAGAAAGACCUGGACUUUGAAGACCCAUACCAGAGCGCAGAGAAAUCACAAAAUGGCUGCUACGGUGGCUGUAGGGGGACAGUAAGCCUGCAUGCGUUUCCCGCCUUGGCUUCUGUCCUUCCCAACGAUGCAGAGGUGAAGGUGGUGUCUCCCAAACACAGGCUGAUCAAGGUGGACUCUCAGGAAUUCCGUCGCAGUAAGGUCCCCGUCAGCCCCGUCACCAUCCACCAAGAACCGGUGCUUCCCUCUGCUCCUACAGUAGUAGGGGACUCCGACACCGACUACUCAGACCCGUUUGAUGCCAGACCAGUUCCUCGGCUUAGAACAGAUUGGGAGCCUAACCCUAACCCACACCUUACCUUGGACCUCAGCCCCAUCACCAGUCCUACCCUGGUAGCCUUCAGCCCUAACCCUAUCCUAGGUCUCAGUCUCCGUCCAGGGCACAGCAGCAGCUACAUGGAACCCUUUGAAGCCCAGAGGGUCAUCACAGAGCUCCAGCGGGGCCGGCCAGGAGUGGGCAAUGGAAGGUCAGGGGCUGGGAUCGGAGAUCAACUCUAUGAUGACCCCUACGAUGAGAGGACUCGACAUCGCCACCGGGGGGCGCCACCGCAGCAGCAGGGGAGAGAGUUCCUCAGGAACGAAACGAGAGAGGUCAGAGAGAGCAGGCUGCCCCAGGACGAUGAGAGACCAGCAGAGGAGUACGACCAGCCCUGGGAAUGGAAGAAGGACAACCUCUCCAAAGCUCUAGCAGUGAAGUUUGAGGGGGCAGAGUGGGAGAAGUCGUUAGCCCAGUCAGACCAGGCCAGACUACCCAGGACCAGCCCCACAGCCCCAGGGGGCGCAGCUAGCCUUCUGAGGCCUGGUGACACCACCCCUGUCCUGGGUGAGAGAGUGGACCCCUGCCUGCCCCUGGAGAGACAGGUGUGGUACCACGGUUCUGUGAGUCGUGUGGAGGCAGAGACUCUACUGACGUUGUGCAAAGAGAGUUCCUACCUGGUGAGGAAGAGCCAGGCCUGCCCACAAGACUACUCUCUCUCCCUCAGGAGUUGUCAGGGCUUCAUGCAUAUGAAGUUCACUCGGAGUUCAGAGAGUCGUUACGUCCUGGGAGAGAACAGUCCUCCAUUCUCCUCUGUACCAGAGGUCAUCCACUACUACACCAUGCACAAACUACCUAUCAGAGGAGCUGAACACCUGUCUCUGCUCUACCCUGUCAUAGUACAGACCCUCUGACCCUUCUCCACUCAUUAUCUGCAUCCCAACUGGCACCCUAUUCCCUAUGUAGUGCACUACUUUAGUGCACUCUGAUCAAAAGUAGUGCUAUAUAUAGGCAAUAGAGUGGGACAUGGCUAUUUAUGAUACUAAUACAGAUGGUGUUGUCGUCUGCGGAAAUGCUAACAUGGCUGCUGUGGAAUUGUGUGAUGUUAUUCUUAGAGCGUCAACAUGGUUCUGGCGGAAACCACAAUGGUUAAACUAUUACAGUUGAAGUUGGAAGUUUACAUACACCUUAGCCAAAUACAUUUAAACUCAGUUUUUCACAAUUCCUGACAUUUAAUCCUAGUAGAAAUGCCCUGUCUUAGGUCAGUUAGGAUCACCACUU